Messenger RNA from Coccinella septempunctata (seven-spotted ladybird), 2367 nucleotides. RefSeq lists its product as uncharacterized. The record is from RefSeq and is a predicted model, not a curated record. The transcript is spliced from 9 exons. Lineage: Eukaryota; Metazoa; Arthropoda; Insecta; Coleoptera; Coccinellidae. Bases 277 to 2313 code for a protein of 678 amino acids.
UCUCAUCGAACUGACUGGAGGUUAUAAGUAUGAUCCCUAUUUUCGUUAUCAAGGUUGUUUACCAUUCCUAUGGGAUUGAUUCAUUAGAGUCUAUAGUUUUCAAUGAUGUUUAGAAAUUUGAAAUAUGUAGUUGAUUCUAUUGUUUUUGGUGACUAACUGUGGAAAUAUGUCCCCUGCAAAUGCGAAAAUUGAAAACAGUUCAUGCUGCAUGGUUCCUAAAACAGGCAUUAAUGAGAGGUUUUCCACUUUAUUCAAGAGAAAAAAUAGAGAGGCGAUAUGGCCUAUUUCCAUAGUAACAAGUCCAAGAGUCCCAGUGUUUUGGAGCAGUUGUUAGAGGAGAUCAAUUUCCAAAGGACCAAGGAAAUGAGGCAGCUACUCAAAGAUGAUUCUGGGUUUGUCAUGCUACAGGGAACCACCUACUGGACAGAUCUCUUCGUCAGGCAUUUUCUUUUCCAAAACGAAGCCACAAUAGAUUGCGACGACCUCUUGUUCUUCGUGAGGAAGAAACACGUUAAGGGCUCGCCUAGGUACCUGCCAAAAUUUGAGACUGAAGUGGAUGUUUUUCGAAAAGACAGCAGGAAACUGCCCAUCGGAGAUCCGGAUAUAGACUGGGAAGAGACUGUUUACCUCAAUUUGAUCAUACACCAGUUUGAGUAUACUUUAACUCUGGCCAUUUGUACGAGGACCAGUCCGAAAGAGCUGCAGGUUUUGAAGAGACAUUCUCAAAAGGUCUACGCUUCACCCUCACGCAGAAGGAUGGACACGAAGGGAGAAGUAGAAGAAAUGACGUAUCCUCACAUUUGCUUUAUGGUAGACAACUUCGACGAGGUUUUCCACGACAUCCUGGUCAGAGAUGGAGAGAUGGUUUGCGUGGAACUGGUCGCUGCAGACAGAACUGGUGCCGUGCAAGGGGUCAUCUUUUUGGGUUCGAUAAGAUACGACGCUCUCAAAAAGGUUUACGAUGCUAGGCAAUCCAGCCUCAGCACGAAAAUGGCGCAACGAAUGACGUUCGGGCUGUUCUCCAACGCCAACUCGCAACGAUGCGAGUUCGUCAGGAUGAAGGGACCUCAGGGAAAGGGCCACGCCGAGAUGGCCGUCACCAAGCCGAAGGGAUCGGGGGUGGAGACGCCCACCUCCGAGCCGGGUUUUUGCGCCACCGACAUGUGGGACUCGGACUGGGAAGACGAUCCCGAGGAUUUUUUCGUGUACAGAAACCAGAGGCGUCUCAGCGAUCCAAGUGCCAACAUAAACAAUUUCGCGAGGGGUGGUUGGAAGUCCAAGGUGGACGCCAAGUGCAGAUCGGAGCAAGAAGGCCUGGACACCAUCAAUAACGGAGUGAGCGAGAUCGAAGCCGGAGAUCUGAGAGACGAUAAAUCUGGUCCUACUUCUUCAUCAAAGCCGGCUUGCUGUGGCUGUUUUCAACGCAAAAAGCGCGAUAGUCUCGUCCUGCUCGAAAUGUACAGAACCGCGUGUCAAGAGCCCUCCAGGUGUGCCGAGAGGGCGCCACUGGGUCCUCCAGAAUUUAACUGCACCUGCGAAUCCGUACCUCAGAUAACCAAGCUGAUAAACCAAUCGGAAUACGAGGUUGGUAAGGAAAAGUACGUGAAGAUGAGGAGGAAGGUGAGGAAGCCCCAAGAGAACAACACCAAAGAGUUCGAGUUCGCUGAUGAUGCCAUCAGUUUGAACAACGAAACGUUCGACGACGAUCCGCCGGUCAUCGACAAAGCCCUGACGGAGAACCCUUAUUUGAACGUCAAUGGAAAAGUGGAAUUACCGACGAUUCUAAGCGAAAGGAUUGAAAGUAAACAAACAUUGUUGAAACCUACUAACAGAAGUUCAAACAACACCGCUGAUAAGGAUGAUAAAGCUAACUCUAACGCGAGAACUGAACAUAUCCAAGACGUGGUAAACAGGCUUAAGGAGGAUAAAAAUUUGGAUCGUAACGAGAAUAAGCUCGUGUUGAAGAAGAUCUAUAGUUAUUGUACUUUACCGAAAAACAAGAAAGUACUAAACAAUACCGUUCCUAAAGCUGUGUGUAGACAGGCAGUUCCACCAAAAAGAGUAACACCUGAUGGAACUCAUAUUUAUUACUGGUGUGAUAUUCAUAAGAGGGGGCCUUCGGAGCUCGAUGAUGGUGCAUACAAUCCCCUGUGGACUAUGAGGGGAUUCACUCAAACUUUUCAUUUUUGGAAAGAGAACAAACGCGCACAAUCGGUCCCUUUAAAUGCCUUCCUCACUUAUGUCACAUUGCCAUGGUGGAGCAUUGCCAAAGACUUGCUCGACCACAGGGAAGGUCCAAUUCUAACUUUUUAGUAUUUAUUCCAAAUGAAAUUGUUGUAUUUACAUAUAUUAAAUAUUUAUAUUAUU